AUGUGGCGCCUUUACACGACCACAAACCUGAAGCUUGUUGACCCCACCGCACGUCGCCUCGAGAACUUUUGGUGGCAGGUCAUGGGCAGCGACAGGAGUAAACUCAGGGCCGAUACUCUAGCCAAGAUCUGGGAACACAUCUCGUAUGGCCCAACUUUUGUGCCUCUCAAAGGCUCGCCGAACCGUUGGGAGGGGCCUGCGACACCCCGUUUCAAUAGCCAGCAUGAGUCUGACGUACUGUACAAUGCACAGCAGUCAAGUCAGGACGUUAAGCUGAUUUCUGACCAGUCGGCGAUUAAGGAGCUGUCUGCUUCUUCGUCUCGGCCCCCGCCGCCGCACCCGAUUUUGAAGAAGUCUAGGGGCGAUUCAAAGUCCGGACCGCGUCCAACGGCUCGAUUCGUAUCGCCGCAUGAAUCCGCUGACGAGGAUUUCAAAACCAGCGAGGGAACGUCCUCGGGGAGCACCAGCGGGUUGGAAAUGCGUGUUGCAGCUGCGGCAUCGCCGGCGAAAUCGAACAAGAAGAAGCCUUCAACCCCGACGAAACGUUUCGUUGCUUCGGCAGCUAACAAGAGGAGACCUGUUCUUCCCAGAAGACUGAGCUCUCAGUCUUCAACUAAUUCUGAUGUCAUGACUAAGGACGUCGGCUCUGCAAACGGAACUAAACACGUUGGCAGUUACAACGUUGUUCACCCUCAUGCUGAGACAGCUAUCCAGAAUUCGUCCAUCUCCGAGGGCAUCGAACCUCCCCCAAGCGCGAAAUCCUUGGGCAAGCGACCGGCGAACCGCCCGCAUCACGAAACUCCGAACCCGCUGAAGUCCCCGCCGAUCAUCGAAGAACGACGGAAGCCAGUCAUUGUGCAGACAGCGAGUCGUGCACCGGCCCCAGCGCCGCUGUCCAAGUCUGUGACAGAAAAGGCAGUGCAAGAGCCAGGCAGGCCAAGAAACGAGGGGCCCAAGACUCCUACCUACGCCCCGAUCACAUCGCCGGGACUGUCCUCGCCCAGAAUUGGUUCAUUUUCAUCAUCGCGUUCCGCAUUCUCUGCUCCAAGGAUGGAGAGGACCUCGUCGAACUCCGAAACGUACCGACCCCGAGAGGCCAGCAUUGGACGUGGGCCUUCUCAACUGGGACUGAUUUCAGGCGCCACGGCGAAGACGUCAACGGUGGCUGCCGUGGGUCACGUAUCGAUAUCGGGCGACCCCGACAAGCGCGCCAUGGAAGCGCUGAGCACCUUUGGGGAUGACGAGCCCAGGGGCACUCCGAGACGGACCUCUUCCUCGACACAUUUCACACCGACCAUGCCCAGCGCAACCCCCGAGGUCCCACUGGCCCGUACGAGGAGUCAGUUGACGCUCCUGCUAGAGCGAGAGAAGGAACGCCUCGGUGACAGGCCAAGACAACGGUCGUGA
Molecule: messenger RNA, 1407 nt
Organism: Colletotrichum chrysophilum
Lineage: Eukaryota; Fungi; Ascomycota; Sordariomycetes; Glomerellales; Glomerellaceae
Exons: 3
Coding region: 1-1407 (468 amino acids)
Source: RefSeq, a predicted model, not a curated record